Molecule: messenger RNA, 1143 nt
Organism: Drosophila montana
Lineage: Eukaryota; Metazoa; Arthropoda; Insecta; Diptera; Drosophilidae
Exons: 2
Coding region: 1-1062 (353 amino acids)
Source: RefSeq, a predicted model, not a curated record
AUGAAGAUCUUUGUGUGUUUGUUCGCCGCACUUGUUGCCACCAGUUCCGCAGGCAUCAUUGGUGGUGGUGGCGGCGGCGGCGGUGGAGGUUACAGUUAUGGCAUCGGCAGCGGCGGCGGCGGCGGUGGUGGUCAUGGUCAUGGACACACUGAGGUGCGCACCGUCAAGGUCAUUCACGAAGGCAGCUAUGGCGGUGGUCAUGGCGGCGGUUAUGGCGGCGGUUAUGGCGGUGGUCAUGGUCAUGGCGGACACGAGGUGAAGACCAUCAAAGUUGUUCACCAGGAAGCACCGGCUUAUCAUGGUCAUGGCGGUGGUGGCUCCAGCUAUGGUGGCCAUCAUCAGGAGGUGAAAACCAUUAAAGUCAUCCACCAGGAAGCGCCAGCUGUUCAUCACAGCUUUGGUGGUCACCAGGAGGUCAAGACUGUGAAGGUUAUUCACCAGGAUGGCGGCUAUGCUUUGGGCGGCGGCGGUUACACCGGCGGAUUCUCUCAUGGUGGUGGACACGACAUUGGCCACGCCCACCAAGAGAUCAAGACCGUUAAAGUUAUUCACGAGGAGGCACCAGUGGCUCAUCAUGGAUUCUCGCACGGAGGCGGUCACAGCUUUGGCGGUCACCAGGAGUUCAAGACUGUGAAGGUCAUUCACGAGGAUGGCGGCUACGCUCUGGGCGGCGGCGGCGGUGGUUACGCUGGUGGCUUCUCGCACGGCGGCGGCGACAUUGGCUACGGUGGCGGUCAUGACCAUCAAGAAGUGAAGACCGUCAAGGUUAUUCAUGAGGAGGCGCCAGCGGUUCAUCAAGACUUCUCGCACGGAGGUGGUCACCAGGAGGUCAAGACUGUCAAGGUUAUUCACGAGGAUGGCGGUUAUGCUUUGGGCGGCGGUGGCGGCUAUGCCGGUGGCUACUCCCAUGGCGGCGAUCAUGUCCAUGAGGAGGUGAAUACUGUCAAGGUCAUUCACGAAGAAGUCGCCCCAGCGCCCGUUGUCUCCCACAACGAGUACCUGCCCCCAGUUGCACCAGCUCCCCAGCCCGGUUACCUGCCCCCCGUCGGUGGCUGGAAGUAAUCCCCUCAACUGUGCCCAGUUGUUCUGUGAUUUGAACUGUGUCAUGACUGUGACCUCCUUUGUUAAAUAGUUUUAGUAGCC